Nothoprocta perdicaria is the source of this 1106-nucleotide messenger RNA. RefSeq names its product tensin-2-like. NCBI's taxonomy places the organism in Eukaryota, Metazoa, Chordata, Aves, Tinamiformes, Tinamidae. Gene Ontology annotation, biological process: peptidyl-tyrosine dephosphorylation. The record is from RefSeq and is a predicted model, not a curated record. The transcript has 9 exons. The annotation marks the transcript as partial. Gene Ontology annotation, molecular function: protein tyrosine phosphatase activity; protein binding.
AGCGAAGGAGCCCGGGCGAGGGGGGGCCGUGGGGAGGGACCCCCGAGCGCCCUGGCAGCCCGGAGCCCCCCGCCGCCGCCCCGGGGGGCUCCCCGACCCCCGCCUUUCCCCCCCCCGCCGCCCUGGAGGGCGCCCCGGGCCCGCAGCCCCCCCUGCCUGAGAAGCGGCCCCCGCCGCCCCCCCCCGGCGCCGCGGGGGCGCCCGGGACCGUCACCUUCGCGCAGGACACGUCCCGGUUCUGGUACAAACCCGGCCUCUCGCGGGAGCAAGCCAUCGCGCUGCUCAAGGACGAGGAGCCGGGCGCCUUCCUCAUCCGCGACAGCAGCUCCUUCCAGGGGGCCUACGGGCUGGCGCUCAAGGUGGCCGCGCCGCCCCCCAACUGCGUCACCCCCAGCAAGGGGGACCCCCAGGAGCAGCUGGUCCGGCACUUCCUCCUGGAAACGGGGCCGCGGGGGGUGAAGAUCAAGGGCUGCCCCAAGGAGCCCCAUUUCGGGAGCCUGCCCGCCCUGGUGCUGCAUCACUCCAUCAGCCCCAUCUCCCUGCCCUGCGCCCUCCGCAUCCCCAGCCAAGACCCCCUGGAGAAGCGUCUGGAGGUGCCCGUGCCCCCCAACAUGAGCACGGCCGCGGACCUGCUGCGCCAGGGAGCCGCCUGCAGCGUCCUGUACCUGGGCUCGGCGGACACGGAGUCGCUGACGGGGCCGCAGGCGGUGGGCAAGGCGGCGGGCGCCGUGCUGGCCCGCGGCCCGCGCCCCCCCGCCUGCCCCGUGCACUUCAAGGUGUCGGCGCAGGGCAUCACCCUCACCGACCGGCAGCGCAGGCUCUUUUUCCGCCGUCACUACCCCGUGGACAACGUCACCUACUGCAGCACAGACCCCCAGGACCGCAGGUGGGGGAACCCGGAUGGCACCACAUCGAAGAUCUUCGGCUUUGUGGCCAAGAAGCCGGGGGGCCCGUGCGCCAACGCGUGCCACGUGUUCGCCGAGCUCGACCCCGAGCAGCCGGCCGCCGCCAUCGUCACCUUCGUCACCAAGGUCAUGCUGGGCACCCACCGCAAGUGACCGCGGGGGGCGGUCGCUGUGCCCCCCCCAUGGAGCUGCUGCCCCCCC